AUGUGGACAAUGAGAUGGAUAUUUAUGCUGGUUUUGAUUGCUGAGAUGCAUACAAAGGAAACUUCUUUACUUGAUGAUGUUGAGCUGACAGUUGGAGAUGUCAUCUUGACUGAAGAAGUUGUUCAACUCGAUGCAUCAAAAGGAAAACAGAUAAUCAAGCACAAAAAUGAGUCGACGGGUAUCGCUUGGAUUAGAAUGAGUGACGUGGAAAGUGCUUUCAAAACUGAGAAAGGAGAUGGAGUGAAGGAAAUUGAAGAAAUGGAGGAUCUCUGUCCAGAUACGGUGAAUGGGAUCUCAAACGAGGCACGCUUGGCUGUAGUGGACUUUCACAAUCGAAUGAGGACACGACUUGCUAAAGGACAACAAAGAGAUAAGCGCUCAAUUUUUGCUCCUCCAGCCAAGGAUCUCUUGAAAAUGAUGUACGAUUGUGAUAUCGAAGCUAAUGCUCAAUCUUGGGCUGAUGCUUGCAAACACAGACACACCGACGCUUACACAAGAAGAAAACUGGAUAUUGGAGAAAAUUUGGCUUGGAUCCCAGGAAAUAGAAGUGACACAGAACACGCUACUUUUUCGAGUUUCCUUUGGUGGCGUGAGGUGGAGAGCAUCGGAAUCGGAAAUGAUACGACUUUUUUGUACGAUUUCUUGAAACAAGGAUUAGGGCAUUAUACACAGAUGGCUUGGCAUGGAUCUUUCCGAUUGGGUUGCGGAAUGAAUCAGUGCAAUGACUGGAUGUAUGUCGUGUGUCAGUACACACCAAGAGGUAAUGGACCUGAGGGCAGAAAAAUCUAUACAAUCGGUGAUCCUUGUCAAAAAGAUGAUGAUUGUCCGGGAAGAACGAAAUGUCUUCAAGAUGAAGCUCUUUGCGAAGUCCCUUCGCAUACGAUUAAGAGAAAAAGGAGAUCAAAUUUUAAA
Mesorhabditis belari is the source of this 912-nucleotide messenger RNA. The record is from the annotation of a GenBank genome assembly. Lineage: Eukaryota; Metazoa; Nematoda; Chromadorea; Rhabditida; Rhabditidae.